Cololabis saira (Pacific saury) is the source of this 4762-nucleotide messenger RNA. RefSeq names its product ataxin 7 like 3a (gene atxn7l3a). Lineage: Eukaryota; Metazoa; Chordata; Actinopteri; Beloniformes; Belonidae. The record is from RefSeq and is a predicted model, not a curated record. Gene Ontology annotation, molecular function: transcription coactivator activity. Gene Ontology annotation, cellular component: DUBm complex; SAGA complex. Gene Ontology annotation, biological process: positive regulation of DNA-templated transcription; regulation of transcription by RNA polymerase II. The transcript has 14 exons. The coding region runs from base 317 to 1393 and encodes 358 amino acids.
AGUUGUUAUCUCGGUGUUUUCCUCUGAUGUCCAAACGGCUCCUCAGCGUCUGUUAAGCUAAUCCACACCUGCGAUAAUAACAGUCACUGAAAACCAGAAAGCUGCUGCUUUUCUUAUUUCUUAUAUGAACUUGUAGUUGGCGUGUUUUACGCGCAGUGCUCCGGUAAUGUUGCUUUUCCCCCUGAAAACCUGCCUGUUCCAGGCUGAAUUGACGUUAUGACAGGAAUGAAGACAAAUCUGCAACAGGAGUUAAUACACAUUUUAAGAGACGGUAUCUUCUUACAUCCCUAUCAAGAUUUCCAGUACAGAAUUUCAAAUGAAAAUGGAGGAUAUGCCCCUCUCAGGCCCAGACAACACCAAGCUGGAGGCCUUGGUGCACGACAUCUACUCUGAGCUGGUGGAAGAUGCCUGUUUGGGCCUGUGUUUUGAGGUACAUCGUGCUGUUAAACAGGGCUAUUUCUUCUUGGAUGAAACGGACCAAGAGAGCAUGAAGGAGUUUGAAAUUGUGGACCAACCAGGAGUCGACAUAUUUGGACAGGUGUACAAUCAGUGGAAGAAUAAAGAGUGCGAAUGUCCAAACUGCAAAAGGUUAAUCGCAGCUUCGCGCUUUGCUCCACACCUGGAGAAAUGUCUAGGCAUGGGGCGCAACAGCAGUCGCAUUGCCAACCGAAGGCUAGCCAGCAAUAACAACAUGAGCAAAUCAGAGAGCGAUCAGGAAGACAACGAUGACCUCAACGACAAUGACUGGUCAUAUGGGGCAGAAAAGAAAGCCAAGAAAAGAAAGUCAGAUAAGAACCAGAAUUCACCAAGAAGGUCUAAAUCUCUGAAACACAAAAAUGGCGAGCUUGGGAGUAGCAUCAGUUCAGAGCCUUACAAGUACAACUACAAUCCUGGAAUCAGUUAUGAAACUUUAGGUCCUGACGAAGUCAGAUCCUUUUUAACGACGCAAUGUGGCGUGAUCUCCGAACACACAAAGAGGAUGUGCACAAGGUCUCAGCGAUGUCCCCAGCACACGGACGAACAGAGGAUGGCCGUCAGGGUGUUCCUCCUGGGGCCGUCCUUACCCGCGCUGCCAGAUACGGAUGCCGCGGUGGAGGGCGACAGCUUUGACAUUCCUGACGGACAGACCUUAAUGAGUCGCCUGCAGUGGGAAGACUCUCCUGAUAUUUCCCCCACCGACUCUGCCUCGUCUAAAGCCAGCACCAACCAUCCAGAUUCUCGGAAACCCAAGAAGAAGAAGAGGCCAUCCAUGGGUUUGAACAGCGGAGGGGGAAUUGGAGGUCUGACUGGAGGCAGCAGCAGCUCUCAGAGUAAUGUCAGUUUGCCGACCAAAAAAAAGAAACCCAAACUCUCAGCACCUUCUAUUUCCAGCAUCUAUGAUGAUUUAAACUAGCAUGGAUCUGUUUGUCAGACCAUCUCUUGCCUCCUGUCCCUUCUCUCAUACCAACAUUUACAGGUUUGAGCAGGUUGGGAUUAAACCCUACUUAGUAGUUUCUUAACAGUUUGGAUUUGAUAACUUAAGAUUUCUCCUCUUGCACUGUGAAUACAGUGAACUGAAGAUUGUGGCCAGUCAAAGCCUCUUUUAGGUGUUUAUGAGCCUCGUCCACCACAAACCACAAUCCACAUUCUAAUAUUCAAGCAACUGUUCAGUUGACACUUAUUUUUCUUAAAAUUAAUAUCAGAAUGACUUAAUUUAAGAUUCGAGUGUCGAUCUAUUGAGAUUUUCUACAACAAAAUAAUUGGUAACAGGUUUAAUACCAGGGUUUAGAGAGAAUCCCAUGUUGGUCCAAAACCUCAGAAUUCCUGUUUAUUAAUUGUCACUCAUUUACUCAUUUAAAGGAGAAAUAUAAUUCAUUCUGUGCUUGAGAGGAUAUGCAGUAUUUAGGUGUCUGAACUACUGACUCCCAACUCCAAAACUCGUUUUACUUUGCUCAGUUUUUUUUAUCUGAAAAUAAGUAUUUAGUGCACAGUUCAGAUUUGCAGGACUAAUAUUACAACAGGCUCCAAUUAAAAGGUUGUAUCUCCAAAUCAUCCUUUUAUUUAGUGCAACUUGGAAGUGGGGAGUCAUGAUUAAGAACGCUUCUCUUUUUUUUUCGCUUUAAAAGUAAGCGAUUAGCAGCAGUGAUGUAGUUCCCUGAAAAAAGAAUAUCAGAUGAAAGAUUUUACUGGGUGAGCUUUCUAUUUGACCAGUCUAACGAUUUGGAGGUUGGGGUUUAAAACCAGGUUUAAAACCUCAUGACAAGGGAAUACAAGGAAUUUUCUCUUUUUGGAAGUUAAAAAAUUUGAUUCAUUAUUAAACGUGGGAUCAGUGAGUGAGAACUACCAUUACCACACACACAAAAAAGAUGUGGGUACAUUUCCGUUAUAGGUUAUACAUCUUAACGCUGGCCUCUGAAAACCUUAAAUGUCAGAGGUGAGUGAGAGCCUGUGUAUAUAUAAAGUUUUUACGUGGCUAAAGAAUUGAUGUGCCUGUGACUCGUCGAUUAACCAGCGCGCAGCCACUGGGCCGCUUCAGCAUUCCUGUCUGUGCCGUGGUGUUUUGUUGACCGGGGCUGAUUCAGGAUGAUUUACUACAAGAUUGGGCAUAAAAAUAGGGACCGGCUCUAACUUUCCGUGACUGGACUGCAGACAACAGGAAGCUAAGUGUUUGAGUGUGAAAUGGUCAGUUAUUUUUCAUCAGAUCAGCUGCUAGUACCGGGAGCUUUCAGGCAUCAUAGGUUCUUGUAGGAUGAUGGCCAAAUUCAAGGGCUGUCAAUGUCCUAAUUUACUUUCACGGUCACGUAAAGCUUCACUACCGAUCUCGAAUAAGGCAUAGCAUGUGGAAGGUGGGUGAAGAGGAGUCGGGCGGCUCGGUCCAGCCCAUAAAACCGGCUCCCAACGACACGAGUGAGAAGAGCGCCGUUGUACUGUGUCCCUGCGGUAUUUUGACCAAAACAUGUCACAGACAUUUCACUAAUACCUCAGUCGGUUGUGUCAACUUGUGAAAAAAAAAAAGGGCAUGUCUCCUUUAAAUUAAAAAAAAAAAAAAAGUUUUCUUUGCAAUAUUAACUAUGAAAACUGUAGAUUUUCAGUUUUUCAUGAAUUAAGGUGUGACACCAGAAAAAGCUCUUAAAUUGUCUGACUGGCUACCUGAAACCUUCAGGUGCUUCCUCAUUGGUGGUUUUCCUGUAUCAAACCCACCUUUUUGUUUUUUUAAAGCACUUUGUGUUUGUCCAACUCAGUUGUGGUGAAACCGCUCUCAGUUGACACUCGUAUAGGCAUUUUAAUUGGUUGCUUUUUAAUUCUAGCAUUGCGUUGCACAUUUGUGUGUGUGUGUGUGUGUGCACGUGUUUGUGUGUGUGCGAGUGUGUGUGUGUUUGCUUGUCAUAUUUAUUUUCACAAAACUAUGCAUCAACAAAUGUGAGAAAUUUUGUGAAAGUAUGUGUGCCAUUUAAAAAAAACAAAACAAAAAAAAAAAACUUUGUUUACAUCAAAAUGAUGAUAUUUAAGUGUGUAUAUGUCACUGCCUUUUUAGUGAUGUGUAUGUAUCACGUCGGUGAAAGUGGAGAUUUGGGUAUUUUAUGAGCCAAUCGGCUCUAAGGACACAUGCACAGAUCAUUAGGUAACACAAACUAAAUCAUGACUCCAACAUCAGUUUUUUUAUCCUACAUAGAAAAUGUUUUCAUUUUUAGUCAUUUUGUGCUUAAAAAUUGUUUCUAAAAGAAUAUCAGUGUUGCAGAAGUGCAGAGAUAAGCCGGUGUUUGGCGUCUGACCAAUAAUGUGAUUUGAGUUGUAUAUUAGCACAUCCUUUUCAGGUCAACACCUUGUAUAAUUCACACGUUUAUUUACUCUCUGAAACUGUGAGUGUAGUUUUCGUGGAUGUCUGUUCCUACUCAGUUUUCAGCUUUUAUCAUUCAGAAACGCAUCACUUGAACUUUAUUGUUUGAGGAGUUUAUUUGUUUGGACUUGUUCAUCAAUUAAGAUAAGAGUUCCUAAGGAUGAUGCACAUUCUGCAUUUUUAAAAGUACAACAAUCAUGUCUUAGAUGGCUAUUUUCAUUUAAUAUCCCCAAGUAAUCAGUUUCGUGAAAUAAGUUGGACAACGAUUCUACAGGUCAGUGCCCGCAAAGCUACCAGGCCGUCAACUGUAUUUAGUUAAAUGCCUCAAAUAUUGUCACGGUGACAAUCAGUUAAAACCUGAUUUUAAUUAAUUAGAUUAAUUAGAACAAAACCUAUUUUCACAUCAGAUCCUGCUGCAAAAUUAGACGUGUCCUUGUGAAAUCUGUCCAGUAAGGUCCUGUAAUGUGCACUAUUGAUAAAUGAAUAUUAUUGACAUAACUUUCUAAGUACAUUUUGAUGCUAAUGCCACCUUAUGUGAAUGAAGCUUGAAGCCCAAGUUUUCUUGUGGCUCUUUGUGUAUUUGUAUGCAGUACAGGUGCAAUGAAAAUGAAUGCAAUGUUGUUUCCAAUAUUUUUAAAGCACAAAUGAGUGCAUGUGUAAGUAACAUGUAUUUGGACAUAAUGUGAGUACAUAGGUUAUUUUUCUUCACUGCCAUGCAUACUUAUGUUUGUAAGUAAAUAAACAUGUACUGUACCAAGACACUGACCUCGACAGACCACAAAUUUUAACUGCUUUAUCAGGAAAUCCUUUUAUUUGAGAUACACCUGAAACCAAACAAUGCUAAUAUAAUCAUAAACAAUGUUGCCUCCAAAUCUGUAAGUGCCAGAUUCAGCUGUGAUGCUUUUUUUUUCUUUAAAAAAAAAAUACACAACAUUUUUUACGGUA